Pogona vitticeps (central bearded dragon) is the source of this 2133-nucleotide messenger RNA. NCBI's taxonomy places the organism in Eukaryota, Metazoa, Chordata, Lepidosauria, Squamata, Agamidae. The record is from RefSeq and is a predicted model, not a curated record.
ACUGAUUCAGCCACUUCCUCUGAUCCACUCAAAGUCUUGAGCUGGCUCCGAAAAGAUCUGGAAAAAUGUGCAAUUGGAGUCCAGAAUGUGUUGAACAGCAGUAACAAUGCUGGUGGUGCAAGAUCACGAGAGCCGUCUGUUGGAAGGCAAAGCACCCAGCAGCGCAAUGCGUCUUCCCCAGGUGGUUACAGCAUCUGUGAUGAAGAGUUCAGUAUGAAUGUCAGCUCUUCCAACAGAGGCUCUCCCAACUUCCACUUGGCCAUGAAAACCGCCUGUCAAAAAGGACCCAAAGAUGAAGAAAGCGAUGGUUCCACCUCGCCAAAUGCAAAUACGGACUCAGAUGAAGUUUCUUUCUACUGCAAUAGACUUUCUAACCUUGCCAUAGCAAUGGCACGCAAAGAGAUGAAUGACCGGUCAGAUGGCAAUGCCACGUGCAUACAUAAGACACUUUAUGCUGCUGCCGGGGACCAUGGCCACAGGUCUGUUGGGGUGGGUACAGAUGACUGUAAGCACAAUCCAUCUAAGAUGUGCGACUGCAAAUAUGAAGAAAGUCCCAAUUCUAAGAAGAAAGCCACAUUUUAUUACAAAGAAGAAGGUGGUACAGAAAUACCUAACAAAAGUGAACCUUGUAGAGAUGAAGCCAAAGCUUGCAACCAUAGGAAACGCUUUGGUCCAGAUGAAUAUACCAACUCACUGAGCAAAGGAAUCUUAGUCUACGCAAACAAUGUGGUUUCAGAUAUGAUGGUCUCUGUCAUGAAAACCAUGAAAGUUAAAGUGAAUGAUUCCAACAUAGCUUGUGCAGUGUUGAAAAAGGUACUGCUGAAGCAUUCCAAGGAGGUGGUGUCUGACUUGAUAGACUCCUGCAUGAAAAACCUACAUGAUGUCACUGGAACACUCAUGACCGACUCUGACUUUGUUUCAGCAGUGAAACGGAGCCUCUUCACUCAAGGAAGCCAAAAGGCCUCUGAAAUUGUCCAGGCCAUGCUGAACCGGUUACAUAAUGCUUUGAUUGUACAGAAACAGGUGAGUGAGAAGGCAAAAUCUCAGAGAAUGGCCUUUGCCUCUGUCAAUACAGGUUCAGGAACCGAUGCAAAAACACAGAACAUGAGAUUUGCUGCUGCAAAAACAGAAACGGUGAAAGAAAAGGAAAUGACCUGUGCAGAAACAGUUGGCAAUCAUAUCAUAAAGGAGGGCCUCUCUAUGUGGCACCAAAAACAACAGAAUGAGAAUGCAGGAUCAAAUCCUCAGGCAAAAGCAAUCUGUAAUCCCGAAAACCCAGACCUUUCAACUGACUCCUGGGCAAGAGACCUGAUUGUAACCGCAUUACUGCUGAUCCAGUACCAUCUAGUCCAGCAGGAGAAUGCACUGAAGGAUGCAGCGGAUGGUGGCAGGUCUGGCAAAAUUUCUGGCACCACAUUUGGUUUGAUGUCUCAGGAAAAAAGUGGCAAUGCUUCUACUCUCCCUUCAUCAAAACCAUAUGACACACUGAAAUCUAGUGACGAGGAACCUUCUGAGCCUAAUGCUGAUAAUGACAUGUCAAGUGUUGUAGUGAUGCUUAUCCAAAAGCUCAUCAAUGAGACAGUCAAUAAAUUAGGAGGAAAUGUUGGGACAGUGAUGUCUGAUGAAGCAUAUAAAAGUCCUUACAAAACUCCAGAAGGGCCAGGGCCUUCAGCCCUUUCAGAAGGGGAUCAUUCUUAUGAGGAUGCCAUAUCUGGACUGACCAAAAUGAUUCUGGAUCAGUUUGAUGUCAACAGGAAGGAAGGAGGCAGUGGGCCAUUCAUUGACAACCUAGUGGAUACAGUGACCAAGUUGUGCCUCAUGAUAGCCAAAUACAGCAAUCCCGAGUCAGGUCUUGGAGAUAUUGGAGACGGAGAAGAUGCUGGUGGAGCUAUGUAUUCAAAGGACAUGGAAAGUGCAGAAAGUCGAAUAGGGUCAGGUGAAUCUGGCCGCAAAGUGGUUGUGACCAAUCAGAAUGUUCCUGAGAACAUUCACAACAAACAACUCCAAGCUAUCCUUCAGUGGGUGGCAGCCUCUCAGCUAAAUGUCCCUGUGUUGUACUUCAUGGAUGAUGAUGAAGAAAACCUGAAUAAGGUAAACAAUGAGAUGUUUGAGAAAAUGAAGGGUGGGAAUUGA